AUGGACCGUAAACCGACCUCGUUUCAUCCACCCACUUCUCUUGCCCCCUUACCAUCCGAUGACCACAUGGUGCUAGGAGCCACAGCAACCUACCCAUCAUCGACCACAGCAGUGUCGAGUUACCCAUGCGAUACGCACUCGUUGGUGGGCUUGGGCAUCUCUCACGGCGAGAUGCACACUCCUGUCAGCAACUUGUCCGUCUACACCGCACCCGAGGCCUUUGCGUAUCCAACAGCAACAACAACAGCCAGCUGGACUACCCAGUCGAUGGUUCCCGGGCCCCUUUUCGACAACACCAUGCACGUCGGCCAUCUGUCACCCCCAGCCACCUAUGAGCCGUUCGUUGACCGCACCGACGACUCGACCUCCCCCAUGAGCUACUACAGCAGUCAGGCUCUGAGCGUCUCAUCCAGCUACGGUCCUAUGGUGGAUAUGGGGUCGAAUCCAGAUGGAAUGACUCAUGCGUUUCGAUCGUGGUCGAAUACCCCUGUCCCUGUUGCUGGUGGCCUCGCCGACGACGGGGUCGAAGUGAAAACAGAGCCUGAGGAUACGUUCGAUCUGCCCUCGGUGGCGGAGACUAACGAGACUGUGGAAGACUCAUUAUUCAACCAGUGGCACAAGCAACAAAACCUCUACAGCGUCGCCCCCAGCUAUUACCCACCGCCUGCGUACCAUGCCAAUGUGGUGAAGUCGGAUCCACACGAAGACAGUCUCGUGAGUGAGGUUCGCAGGACCUCACCAUCAAACGCAUACAAGAAGGGGAUGCCCAAGCCAGACGGCUGUACCUGCACGGUGUGCGGAUACCACUUCACGCGACGUUCCAACUGCAUGGAGCAUAUGAAGAAGCACGAUCCCAGCCGCAAGCGAACCUUCAUCUGCAAUCUUUGCGGCAAUACGCUGGGGCGAAAGGCCGACCUCAACCGGCACAUCGAUAGUAUUCAUCUCGGAUUACGGAAAUUCGGCUGUGAGAAAUGCGGUCAACGUUUCACGCGACAGGACAUACUGAACCGACACUCCGCCGACGGCUGCUACCAAUCCGUCCGAAAAGCGACCCGCGCGAAGAAAAGCAGCAGGGACCAGCAAUCGCAGUCCCCGGAGCAUUCGUCGAAACAUGAUUAGACACGUUGGAAUACGCUGGACAGGGCGACUAUAGAUACGAUUUCGAAGCGGGCCAUUUUCGCGUUGAUCGCGAAUGGCGUGGCUUCUACGAAUUAACGGCCGAGCGAUUCAAUCACCUAUAUACCUAUCUACCUAUCGAUAAAGGUCAUACGACGCAUAGUGU
Aspergillus campestris IBT 28561 is the source of this 1282-nucleotide messenger RNA. Its product is annotated as putative C2H2 finger domain protein (Ezf). NCBI's taxonomy places the organism in Eukaryota, Fungi, Ascomycota, Eurotiomycetes, Eurotiales, Aspergillaceae. Bases 1 to 1119 code for a protein of 372 amino acids. Gene Ontology annotation, cellular component: nucleus. The record is from RefSeq and is a predicted model, not a curated record. The transcript has 4 exons.